AUGCCGCGUUUGACUGCUACCUUACUCAAUUCUGAAGCAAGAAGCGCGCAACUCACCGAGUCACCUGCGCCCUCGAGCCGAGGCGAGUCAUUAGUGGCCGACAGUUCUGACAAGGAAAACGCUCGAACAGAUUCUGGUGCGCAGAAGCGCAGAAGCACCAAUAUGGCUACACCUGAACCCGUUCAAUUAACCAGAAAGAGACGCCGAGUCGAAGAGCGAACACAGCAGAGUCAACGCAAACGAGCAACGGACAAUCAGACCGAUACCAGAUACUACGACCCAGAGCAGGCCCCAGAAGAACGUCGCAGAAUCAAAAGAGGUCUUCGGGACCUGCAUUCCAAGCUCAACGACUCACGGUCCGAGUAUCUACAAGCCAACUCAACUGGCCUGGUUGAGACUAUUCAGGCAGCAGACCGUUAUUUUCAGGAGGUCAAGCAGACCGCAGAUGCGACAGUCGAUUCACGCCUGCUCGUUGCAACCGCUGAUCUAUCUUUCAAGAAAAUAAGUACGCUUACGCUCGGCGACUCGUCGGUCGGUGUUGAUGUGGACGACUUCGUCACAAAAUGCAUAUCAUUCAUGAAACGCCCAGAACGUCCGCAGAACCAGGAUGCCAGCAGGCAAGCCCCGUCAGGCACACAAAGUCAACGCAGGGGACGUCAGCAGGUUGAUAUCGACGAUGAAGAAAGCGGCGACACCUUGAAUUGGGAGUACCUUGGGCGUAAUGCUUGUAUUCUUUACAACUCAAGACCAUCCCUAUCCGGCUUCUUACUCGGUCCUCUCUCCGUGCAGAAAAAGGUACGCCAGCAGACACAACGAAGGGCACGCGAGGAACGAGAAGAGCCCACACAAAGAAGCCGCACGCUCCAGCUCACGGAAGAAGAGCUUGACAACCAGGAAAAGCAGUCCCUGACAGCCAUCUGUGGCGAAAUCUAUACACUUCUCGUGGAAGCUGUGGAAAGGAAUGGAUCUUCCCUCCAAGAAGAAUACGAUGCAAUCGAGUACAUGCCAAGUCAUGACGAAGUCUAUCACCUGAUGUACAAGCACGGCAUUGCCGAUGAUGGGGGCCUUCCAUUGUUCAAGUUCUGCAUCAACCCCAGAUCGUUCGGACAGACGGUUGAAAAUCUGUUCUAUGUGAGCUUCCUAAUCAAGGAGGGCAAGGCAGGCCUAGGAUACGACAGCCAAGGAAUGCCGACGAUUCAGGCUGCCGCCGAGCGACCUUUAGCAGAACGCCAAGAGAAGGAACGGAAACAGGCAGUGUUCACGAUGAGCUUCGAAAUGUGGGAGGAGAUUGUUCAGAGUUUCGGGAUCAAAGAGAGUAUUAUCCCGCACCGGGAGAGCCAAGUGUACGAAGAUGGUGUGCUUGAAGAAGCGACUCGGGAGAGUGAACAUGCUGAGGACCCCGAGAUGUACGACUAG
Molecule: messenger RNA, 1416 nt
Organism: Cyphellophora europaea CBS 101466
Lineage: Eukaryota; Fungi; Ascomycota; Eurotiomycetes; Chaetothyriales; Cyphellophoraceae
Exons: 1
Coding region: 1-1416 (471 amino acids)
Biological process (GO): DNA repair
Cellular component (GO): nucleus; Smc5-Smc6 complex
Source: RefSeq, a predicted model, not a curated record